This is a messenger RNA of Linum tenue, 1119 nucleotides long. The record is from the annotation of a GenBank genome assembly. Lineage: Eukaryota; Viridiplantae; Streptophyta; Magnoliopsida; Malpighiales; Linaceae.
AUGAACCAAAACAAGCUAGCUGCUAUGACGGAGAAACGGAAAGCAGAAGAGAUUAUGAUGGUUGGCGACGACUACAGAAAGGCGAAGGAGCAUUUACGCAGAGCAAGCCAGCUUUUCCCCGCCAUCGAGGACUUGGAGCCCUUGAAAACUGCUUGCGAUAUCUUGUUGGCAGCCAAUGACGAGAUCCCCGGGUGCGGAGUGGACCAUUAUUGGGUUCUCGGAGUUGAGCCCUCUUGUAGUUUCGUCGAAACUCGAUCUCGCUACCAGAAGCUCGUCAGCUUGCUCCAACCCAUUGGAAAAGCUCAGGCGUUCGCGAGGAGAGCUUUCAAGCUUUUGGAAAAUGCGCUGUUGGUGCUCACAGAUGUAAAUCGCCGCACCGAAUUCGACCACAGAAGAAAGAAAAGCUUGGCCGAUUGUGAGAUGUUUUCUGCUAGCAUUGCCGUCUCUAUGCCUACUUUGUCUGCAAAGGCUGCUUGGUCUUCAAGGGAUCUCACAGCUGGUCAGAUAUGGGCUGUGUUUGGGGAAACGAUAAGCUACUCUUCUAUGCCUCGCCAUUAUGUUCGGUUUGAUGAGAUGAUAUCAGAAUCACAAGCAGCUGUUACAUACUUGGAGCCUGCGGGUGUUCGCGACCAUGAGGUGAAAGCAUUGAGGGAGAAACUCCCGGUUUCAUGUGGGAUAUUCAGGAUCAGCGAAAGGGCUUGCAGGAUUGAUCUGUGGCGGUUCUGGUUUCGUGUUAGGUACCAGCCGACCAUGUCGUGCUACAAGAUAUGCCCACGGGAAGGGGAGGUAUGGGCAAUGCACAAAGAUUGGAGUGCGAGAUGGGGAGCGUCGGACUAUGAAAGGAGUCGAUGUAUGAUCGUUCGAGUCGAGUCAAGUGCUGAAGACGCGAGUAAUGGGAUCACUGUGAGUAGGCUGAGGGAGGUAGAAGGUUGCUUGACAUUGUUCUGCAAGCUGAAGCAAGAUGGAUUCGAUAUGGUUCAUGUAGUUCCAAAUGCAAAUAUGCUUUGCUUUUCUCAUCGCAUUCCUGCAUUUAGGGUUCCGGGGAUCAAACGUUAUGGGAUACCAGAGGACUCCUGGCACCUGGAACCAAAUGCCUUGCCUCUUACAAUUGGUAACUGA